This is a messenger RNA of Stegodyphus dumicola, 623 nucleotides long. RefSeq lists its product as uncharacterized. The record is from RefSeq and is a predicted model, not a curated record. NCBI's taxonomy places the organism in Eukaryota, Metazoa, Arthropoda, Arachnida, Araneae, Eresidae.
CGGAACAGAAGAUAUUUCGCACCAAAUUCAUUCAAAACAGAAGGUAGUUACUGAUAAUGGAGGAGGCAUGUUGUGGAGCUUGUCAUCAGCGUUUGAUGUUACAUAAUAGAUGCUGCACAAAUGCCUGCAAUGCGCACCUAAGGCGACCAAAUUUCAUAUCUGGAUAUACAGGGAAAAUUCCUAUUAACCUACGUUGGACGGGUGAUGAGCAUCCUUCUGAAAGUAGAGAUUUUCUCUCUCGCUGCAGAGCUCCUGUUAACAAUUUCUAUGUAGUCCAUUGUUCACAAUAUCUUCCUGAUGGCACAUUGGAGUUGCCCAAAAUUAGUUCAAAAAUCCCUGACCCUCUUCGACAUGCUAUAGCUAGUUAUGUCAAUCAUCCGCAAAUUAGAGGUGGUUCUGUCAUAUGCCAUCACAUUCAUCCCGUAGACAAAAUGACGUUUCCUUGCCGUAGUCAAAGUGGCACUGUGUGUGCCUAUCCUGUGUUCAACUGAACUGCAAAAGAAAAGUGCGCAACAGAUGGCUUGCGGAUGUGGCUUGUUAUUCAUGGACUAUCUAUUGACGCCGAAAAGUAUCACAUGGAACUAGAAAUAUUAAAAUCUUUAUUUUAAUAUCAUUUAUGUAAA